CACCGUUAGUUUCGUUUUCGUUUCCCGGCUCCUUCGGAAGGAGCAUCCCGGGGAGGAGCCGGGCGGGUUCCGCCUUCCGUCCGGGGAAAUAAGCUUCGGUGAUGGCCGUGGAGUGUACCUCCCGAGCGCUGCGGGAGCUGUGCGCUAGCGGCGGCUGCUUGGAGAAGGACGAGCUGCAGCGGCGGCUGCUGGACCGGCACACGACGGCGGAACAUCUGGGCCGGGUGCUGCAGGAUUCUCAGAGGUUCACGCUGGUGCGGCGGCCCGGCCAGGCGGGAGCAGCGGGGGGGCUUGUGACGGUGGUGGUGGCUACCAGCCCCCUGCGGCUGUGCCAGGACUACGGCACCGGCUGCGAGGGGAGGUGCGGGCGGCUGCAUUUCUGCAAGUACCACCUGAUGGGGCUCUGUCGCAACCAGCUGGCGAGGAAGGAAUGCAGGUUUGUUCACAACUUCUAUGCAGGCCACAAUGUCUGUGUUCUUAACCAACUUGGACUUCAGAAUCUCAACAGUGAUGAACUUCGCCAGCUUCUGCUUCAAAAUGAUGAUUCCCUCUUACCAGAGGUCUGCUUGUAUUAUAACAAAGGUGACGGACCUUACGGAUCUUGUACCUAUAAAAAGAUCUGCACCAAACUGCACAUUUGCCAGUACUUUUUGCAGGGCCAGUGCAGAUUUGGCAACAGCUGCAAGCGAUCCCAUAACUUAUUAAACUCAGAAUGUCAUCAGAAACUGGAGAAACUGGGAAUGAGCUUAAACAUUAUUGAGAAACUACCCUCCAUUUAUAGGAAUAUGUACGACAUAAAAAAUAACAACAAGAACAUGAAUGAUGUAGAAAAUGCCAAGUCUUCACUGUGCAAAGAGAGAAAACGCAGCUCUAGCCAAGACUCCUCAACUACAAAUGAUGAUGAAUUGGAACAGAUAUGUUUAUAUUAUCUGUACAAAAGUUGUGUCUUUAAAGACAAGUGUAUCAAAACUCAUUUUCACUUGCCAUAUAGAUGGCAGAUCUUGGAGGGUCAUACCUGGAAGGACUUGAAGAAUAUGGAAGAAAUAGAAAAAGCAUACUGUGAUCCCAAGAACGCCAGAUUUACUAAUGGUGUUACUGAAAGUGGCUCUGUCUUGCCACAUAUCUGUUUUUUGAAUAUGUCCUGCGGAUUUUCAAAAAUUAGACGUCUCUCUACAGUCUCCUCUGUGACCAAACCACCUCACUUCAUUCUUACAACAGAAUGGAUCUGGUACUGGAAAAAUGAGUAUAACGUGUGGCAGGAGUAUGGAAAAAAAGAUAAGGAUCAUGAAGCUGCCACUGUGUCAAGUAAUGACCUGGAGAAAGCUUAUUUAGGCAAAAGUUCUCCAAUGCUGAACUUCAAAGCUGGAAGACAGCAAUAUGAACUAAAUUUUGGAACCAUGACUCAGAAGAACCUUCGCUACACAACAGAGAGACCGAUUUGCAGAAGACCUAAAUUUGUCUCUCAGAAAGAGGUAGAAACGAUUAAAAAAAGAGGUUCUAAAGAUACAGAAGAGUUUAAGAGCAUUCCAGCUCACUGGGACAAAUCUGCUGUGCCUGAACUGGGAUUCAAGCUGAUUAAGCUUGACCACUCUUCUGAAGAAUAUAGGACAGUGAAGAUGGACUUUCAACGCACAAUGCCCAAAACCAUUAUUCAAAAGAUUCAGAGAGUACAGAACCCAUCUCUUUGGGAACUGUUUCAAUGGCAGAAGGAACAAAUGAAGAAGACCAAAGGUGGACAGGCUGUGGAUGAGAGACUUUUAUUUCACGGGACCAGCAGCAGAUACAUUGAGGCCAUCUGUCAGCAGAACUUUGACUGGAGGAUCUGUGGCCUUCAUGGGACAGUCUACGGCAGAGGAAGCUAUUUUGCAAGGGAUGCAUCGUACUCUGACCACUACUGCAAGAAAGAAUCAAACGGCAAGAUCAUGUUUCUGGCACGGGUGCUGGUGGGGGAUUUCACUCUGGGCAAAUCUUCUUAUGUUCGGCCUCCAUUCAAGGAUCAACACAACUUUUAUGAUAGUUGUGUGGAUAACUUGUCAAACCCUUCUAUCUUUGUCAUCUUUGAUAAGCAGCAGAUUUAUCCAGAGUAUCUGAUAGAAUACAUUGACUAGGCGUUGGCUUGCAAGAGAAAAAGUGAUUUUUAGAAGUUUUUUAAUUAGGUAGGUGAGUGUCCAGAAACAUUUAUUCUCUAUCCUUUCUGUGCAAUAAAAAAAAAAAAAAAAGGAGUAAAAUGACACAAAGGAUGUUUUAGAAUUCAAAUCCUGUCUCCUAUUCUUUAGAAGGUAUGUUUCCCUCCAUUAACAGAGACUUUUAUAAAUUUAUUGAAUUAGCUGAUAGUUGUAAUAUGAGGAUUGGCUAUGACUGCCAAUUUUAAACAAUAUUUAGUUAUUAUUUCAGGAUAGAUCUUUACAUGUGCUUGUUGGUCAGAGGCUGUCUCCUGCCUGGCUAUCUCAGAAUUUUAUAAACCAAGUUUUUUUGAAAUAUCUAUCUCCUGUAACCACAGGCAUUCAAGUUUUGGCAAACAAGCCUGACUUCAUCAACAAAGACUUUCUAUUCCACAAGCAACUUAAAAUUUAAACAGAGUUAUUUUCACGUAAUAAUUUUUUCACUUAAAACAAGUAGCAAAGACAUGAAACAUCCAGGUUUAAUUUUAAGAGUUAAUUUUCUUCCUAGCAGCUGGGAUAGUGCUGUGUUUUGGAUUUACUAUGAAAAUAAUGUUGAUAAAACACUGAUGUUUUAGUUGUCGCUAAGAAUCAAGCAAAGAGCUUUUCAGCUUCUCAUGCCUUGCCAGCAAGAAGGUUUGAAGUGCAGAGGGAGCUGGGA
Messenger RNA from Calypte anna (Anna's hummingbird), 2820 nucleotides. RefSeq names its product protein mono-ADP-ribosyltransferase PARP12. The record is from RefSeq and is a predicted model, not a curated record. The transcript has 12 exons. NCBI's taxonomy places the organism in Eukaryota, Metazoa, Chordata, Aves, Apodiformes, Trochilidae. Gene Ontology annotation, molecular function: metal ion binding; NAD+ poly-ADP-ribosyltransferase activity. Bases 102 to 2108 code for a protein of 668 amino acids.